UUGCCGCAGACUCCUAGGCUAUAACUUCACUUUAGUAAAGGGUCAACCUUUUUUUUACAAAAAGAAGUUAUUUGCUGCAUUGUCAGUGAACAAACUGUGAUAAAUUGUAAAAAUAUAAAAAAUAAAACGUAAGAAAGUUAAAUCUACAAACGUAGUUCAAUAUAAAGAGGGGUUUAAUUAAAUGCUUGAACAACAGCCGGUAUGCAAGAAAAACUUCAGUAGAACUGCGUAAUAGGAGCGAGUUUUAUCGAAAGUGCUGGCGUGAACCUGCAGGCUUCCGUAUGCGUGCGGCAGUCAUGGCGGCGUGCAGCGACACCCAGGACAGCGUGCCCGGCAGACUUCACUUUUUUCUGAACGUGCCCUUUCCGUCGGAGCGGGAAGCCAGCAUCGCCCUCGGGUCACUCGCCCCCGAUAGCGAACCUCGCAAAGGGGGUAUAAGCAAGGAGAUGUGUACCGCGGGUAACAUUCUCAACGUAAAGUGGAGCGCAGACGAGGCUCGGAUUCUCCGUGUCUCUGUCGGGUCCUUCCUAGAUCACUUAGCACUGGUUUUGGAAACGAUGCUGGAGUUCGGUCCGCCAGUUCCUCUAUGAUACUCUGCACCUGGAAACGAAAGACUGGGUUACUAAAAGGGAGUUUAAUGACAGUUAUCGCUCCCUAGUAAAGCGAUGGGGAACGGAAAUGCAAGCGUUAUCGAGAUGGUUUACAGCAGAUAUGUGAAGUGCGAUGCGUAAUCGCCAUUAUUACAUUCAUUCUCAUUUAUUUUAGGCAUGUCCGAUAUUUGAGGUUGCAUCUGUGUUUUUUGCAUAUAUUUAUAUUUUGGAUGAAGGGGUCACGAAAUACAUUAAUGGAUAGUGUGGCGGUGUUCUGUAUGAUGAAUUAAUUCAUGUUAUUUUAAAAAAUAAAUACUAUUUGUAACAUCCAAAAUACCCGUCCCAGUUGUGCUAGCUUUUCAGACUUUGCUAAAUAACCUUUCAGUGCAACUGGCAAGUACUUAUUUCAUUUUAAUCAAGUAUAUUGUUAAUUGAAAAAAAUUCCACUGGAUAGCUGUUUUCACUGUUUUUGUAAUAGUGACAAUAAAGAUCUAUCUUAUCUUA
This is a messenger RNA of Paramormyrops kingsleyae, 1094 nucleotides long. RefSeq names its product L antigen family member 3-like. Lineage: Eukaryota; Metazoa; Chordata; Actinopteri; Osteoglossiformes; Mormyridae. Gene Ontology annotation, cellular component: EKC/KEOPS complex. The record is from RefSeq and is a predicted model, not a curated record.